Messenger RNA from Danio aesculapii, 2862 nucleotides. RefSeq names its product intercellular adhesion molecule 1. Gene Ontology annotation, molecular function: integrin binding. Gene Ontology annotation, biological process: cell-cell adhesion. NCBI's taxonomy places the organism in Eukaryota, Metazoa, Chordata, Actinopteri, Cypriniformes, Danionidae. The record is from RefSeq and is a predicted model, not a curated record. The coding region runs from base 207 to 1196 and encodes 329 amino acids. Gene Ontology annotation, cellular component: membrane. The transcript is spliced from 5 exons.
CUCCUCCUGCGUGAAAUAUCUCAAUAGUUUCGUUUCUAUAGGUGCUUUUGACUGGGUAAAGUCAUAUUUAUUCGUGAUUUAGGUGCGGUUUUCUGGAAGAGCGACUGAAAGGACACUCGAUAGAUUUGACUGUAGUGGCGAGCGGGGCAUUUAUUUAUUUAUCCUUUCAGGGUUUGUCGACGCUGCGGGGCUUGAACACUUACAACAUGCUUCAGUGUUUCUUGGGACUUUUCUCAGCAGUAUCACUGCUUGUGACCGUCAAAGGUACAAAUGCUGUAUGUCCUCUUAAGAUCAACCCAUUAAAACUUGUUGUGAGGUUUAAUAGUUCAGCUUCAGCUGACUGCAGCACUUCUGUCACACAUCAGGGGAUGGGAUGGGAAUCCACGAUGGGAGCAGUGCCCCUGUCCACAGCCAGUCUGAUUACAUGGAGAGUGUCACAGCUGAUAGACUGGGAGAUACAGCCACCAUUCUGCUACAUAAACUAUGACGAAAAUCAGUGUACAGUAGAUCUCCCAGUCACUAUUUACAAGACUCCAGACAGUGUUUCCAUCAGCACUGUGAAUCAAGUAAUGAUGGAGGGAAACCAGUAUGAGCUCCAGUGUGACAUUCACAAUGUGGCUCCUGCUCAGAAUCUCACUGUCAACUGGUACAAAGGAGAAACUCUGGUGAAUCAAACCAACUUUACAGACACCAUCAAAAGGCCAGUCAGUAAAACAUCUAAACUCCUGAUCCAUCCAGACAGAACUGAUGAUGGAGCUCAGUACAGAUGUGAAACAGAGCUGAAACUGGGAGAAGCAGGACCUCAACCUCCUCCUAAAAACACAUCAAAACCUCUCAUCAUUGAAGUUCACUAUAAACCAAAACACUCCAUAUCAACAGAGAAGAUCAGUCAGAGCGAUGCUGUCUAUCUAAACUGUACAGUGAAGGCAAACCCGGCUGCUGUGUACACAUGGCACUCAGAGCAUCUGACAGAGAAGAUCAGCUCCUCAGUGAUCCAGUCCUCCACACUCAGUCCAGGAAACUACACCUGCACCGCCACAAACAAUCUGGGAGCAGAAAGCAAAGUGUUCAUCGUCAGUUCUGCAGGAAGGACCACAUUCUGGGCCAUUGUUAUAGCUGGCGUCGUGUUGGCAGUCCUGUUAAUCGUCUCUUAUGUAAUAAUCAAGAUUAAAAGUCCUCCAAACACUGUCAUUUAACAAACUUGCAAGAGAUGACCUCAAAUCAGGAACGUCUCCUCAGGGAGAUCAUGAAAAACUUGACUAUUCUUGGUUUGUUUUUAAAUAACAGAUGUGAUUGUGCAUGGCUUGAGGUGCUGCGAGUAGAAAGCAGCUCUCUUUUUUGCUUUAAAUUAGGCUAUUUUAUGUGUUCAAUGAAUGUUAUUGUGCUGACAGCACAAAAUAUGACUUCAAACUAUUAUUGAGCAUGUGCACUGAACGAAAAAGUUAGCUUAAAAUUGUAAGGCAACUCGCUGCAGAGCUUUUUUAGUUGACUCAACUUAAAUCGAUUGAAGUGCAGUACUUGUGUUAAAAGUUUAGUCAACUCAAAAAAGCUGUGCAGCAAGUUGCUUAACAUGUUUAAGUUGAGUCCACUUUUUUUACAGUGUGGAAAUAGCAUUACUGCAUGACACUACGUUAAUUAAUUGUGCCUCUACAUAAAUCAGGGUCUAUACAACAGUGGUUUAAAUGGGUGAAUUUAACUUCAAAUUUGUAGAACUAGAAAAUCCUCAAAAACAACCAUAGUUAGAAAAAAGUACAUUCCCACUAACAAGUGAUCACAUAAUGAGGCUUGGUCAGGAACCCGCGGUGUCACUUUUAAACACACAGGACACCUUAAGCAUUGUUUUUUCCGCAUGCAGGUUUCCUGUAAUUGCUUUAAUUGAGAAACCUCUGGCAUCAACAUGCAGACAUGGGAAUUUCAUUACGUCAGCUAAUGCUGAGAUUGCACUAGCUGGCAUGUCUUUCGUCUCCAGUUGUGAAAUGCAGGUCUACUUUAUGAAUGAAAAAAGGAGUGAGAUCAUUGACAGCACUUCGCUUCACUCUAUUCUUUACAUAACCAUAUCAUGUGGCUUCAGGAGACUUGGAAUACAAAGCAAGUUGUCUAUUUAUACUGUCAUAGUUUUGGUGUUGACACAAAGGUUUCUUUUUGGGUCACCAAUGGAGUACUCUGUAGAUCAUUUUAAUAAUGCUUAAGGGGCAUUAAAAAAUGGCACUACGCCUAGUGGUCCUGUCCAAGUGUUAAUAUGUGAGGAGUGAGAAUGUGUUGAUUCUGACAGAUUUAUAAUGUGUUUCUACCCAAGUAGGUACUGUAGCAGACAAUCCGGAGACCUCCAAUUGGGGGAAAUUUUACUGCAAGUAGGCUGGGUGACCUCCAAGUGGACUUAUGCUGUAAGUGAGCUGGGUUUAGGGUUGGUGUAGGUGUAGUAGACAUUAAUAAAACACAACAGGUUACUAUGAGGUUGGGUUUAACGUUGGGGUAGAUGUAGACGUUAAUAAAACACAAUAUUGGCUCUCUCAGCAAGGAUUUUGUGUUUUUAAAAGAUGUCUAAUAGACGUCUAAACCAGGGAUUCUCAACCAGUGUGCCUCCGUGAUCCUGCAGGUGGGCCGCGAGAUAGCUUAAAAUCAACUUAAUUAUUGUACUAUAAUUAUUUGAUUUCAAUAUUAAAUAUAUUGUAUAUAAAAUGAUUGGUGUAAUAGCAGUUCCCGUUUUCUAUUAUUGAUUACUUCGGACUGCAAAAAAGAGUCUCACUGUAAAAUACAGACUUAAACAUGGCUGCACUUUCAACCACUGCACGUCUACUAGGACUACAUGCUAAUAUGUAUAAAGCAAACCAUCACACAAAUGUAAAGAUAACGAUGAUUAGU